AUGGACCAAGAUAGGGAAAAAGCGGAGGAGAGGCAGCCGCCCAUGUUAGAAGAAGGCAACCGUGUGGAACGGACCCAUCCGCCCAUGUUGGAAAAAUCCCACCGUGGGGAAGAGACCAAUCCCGGGGACACCCCCCCAACGGACGAGCGCUUCCAAUUCAACGACAACCUGUGGAAGCACGUCAGGAGGGAGCAAUCCAAAAAGGGCAUUGUUUACCUGACGGACGUACCAAUAGGGUUAACUGCAGCGCGCCUACGAGAAAUAUUCAGUCAAUACGGAUCGGUUAGCAAAAUACAUUUAAACAAAGCGAAGGAUGAAGAAGGGGAAGAAGAAAGGGAAGGUUUCCUCUCCUCUCACUUGAGGAAGAAGGAUGGACCACACUUGGAGGGAAAAAAAAAAAAAAAAAAAAAAAAAAUCGUCAAAUACCAAGAUGGCUACAUAGAAUUUGACAACAAAAAAGACGCCAUGAAAGCCGUGCGCACGCUGAACAAUCAACUGAUUGGAGGGAAGAAAAGGAAGAAUAUUGUACGAGAUUACUUUUGGCACUUAAAACUUAUAAAGGACAACUUCCUCUGGAGUGACAUCAUGUCGUCUUCUCUCUAUCGAAGGAUGUCUAGGAAAGACAAGUUCACUCUCGCAUUGAAAGACAUGUACAAAGGGUAUGAGGCGUAUGUGGAAAAGAAUGGAGGCUCCACUCAUGGGAUGCUUAGGAGUGGGGAGGGACCCACUGAAGGGAAGAGUCGCCACCCCAAGGGGAACAUUCAAAAGGGAAGCGGCAUCCAAAAGGGGGGCCGACAACGUAAGAGGAAAAACGGCCCUCGUGUGAAGAGACCAGUUUGCCCGCUCCGGUUUGUCACCGUGAAGAAGGGGGGGGAGAGCAACCAGGUGACAGAAGAGGUUCCCCUCGAAGUUUCCAACCAAGAACCCGCCUCCUUCCGUCGCAACAGCAGCGCGGUUUCUGCAGACCUGCUGAAGCUGCUCAUGUAG
Plasmodium inui San Antonio 1 is the source of this 987-nucleotide messenger RNA. RefSeq lists its product as hypothetical. Gene Ontology annotation, biological process: endonucleolytic cleavage in 5'-ETS of tricistronic rRNA transcript (SSU-rRNA, 5.8S rRNA, LSU-rRNA); endonucleolytic cleavage in ITS1 to separate SSU-rRNA from 5.8S rRNA and LSU-rRNA from tricistronic rRNA transcript (SSU-rRNA, 5.8S rRNA, LSU-rRNA); endonucleolytic cleavage to generate mature 5'-end of SSU-rRNA from (SSU-rRNA, 5.8S rRNA, LSU-rRNA). Gene Ontology annotation, cellular component: nucleolus. The record is from RefSeq and is a predicted model, not a curated record. The transcript has a single exon. Bases 1 to 987 code for a protein of 328 amino acids. Lineage: Eukaryota; Apicomplexa; Aconoidasida; Haemosporida; Plasmodiidae. Gene Ontology annotation, molecular function: RNA binding.